UAUAUUUUUUCUCAUUUUAACUUAUUGCACCAGUUCAGUAAUGCAGCUAAAAAAACAGACCAAAGGCGAAAAGAUCUGAUAUUGAUGAACAUAAAACAUAACCUUUAUACUUGUAUAUUCACAUGGUGCCGUAUAGCUGUAUAUGGCUAAAUAUUCCUUAGGGAGAAGUCACAGAAGACUACAGGCACAGAAUGGCACAGAAGGCACAGUGAUCUAGGAUCAUUAUAUAGAAAAAAAAUGUUCAUGUGUAUCAUGGAUGUUUUUUACUACGUGUGAUGAUUGCUCUUAGUCGAAAAUUGUGGUAAGAAACAUUUUAAAUAAUUAUCCACGAUUAUUUUAAAAUUAUGGCUAAAGGUCAUAAACAUGCGAAGCGUCUAAAAUCGGAAAAGGCAAAAGUGAAAUUGAAGAGUAAAACGAAUCAGCUACCAAAAAACUUAAAUGUUACGAAUACGUCAUUUAAAGCAAAGAAAAUUGUAAUACGUGAACAAUUAAAACAUCAUGAUCAGACAGAAAUUCUCAGCACUCGUAAGCUCAAUAUCAAGGAUCUAUUGAUGCGCUUUCAUCAUCAUAAUUCGACAGUGAGAGGAGAAGCAUUGAAAGAACUGAAAGAAAUUUUAGUACAGUAUUCAAUAAAAGCUCUGCAUUCAGAAUUAGGUUCUUUAUUGCGUGGGAUAGCAGCUUUGUCUCUUGAUAAAGAGAAAAAUAUAAGAAGAGAUUCUUUAAAUGCACUGAAUUUAAUUCUUGAAUCUAUUUCAAAAAAGGACUUGUUACCAUAUUUUGAUGUUUUAAUCUCUUAUUUAAAUUGUGCUAUGACGCAUAUUAAUCCAUAUAUAAAAGAAGAUUCUUUACAUUUUUUGGAUAUACUUUUACACAAUUGUGGUAAUAUGCUUGUGAAAGAUAGCCAUAAAAUAUUACCUAAUUUUGUGAGUAUGAUAUGUACAUUACAUGAUAAUAAGUACAGUGGACAAUUAACAACAAUUCCAAAUUUUAAAAACACUAAUAUAAAGUGGAGAACCAAAGUUUUAGAACGUUUGGCUAAUAUGUUUAACCAUAUUAUAAGUGAAGGAAAAAUUUAUAAAGCCACAUAUCCAAAAAUCCAAGUAGUACACAAUUGUACUAGAUUUUUUCCAGUUUAUAGCAGUAAAUUAGCUAAAAGCUAUGAAAUUGAUUUUAACAAACAUGCAGAUGCAAUGUCAACAAUAGGAAAAGUUUUAUCCACAGAAGAAUUUAUAAAAUACAUAGAUAAAUUAAUGCCACUAAUAUUUGAUAUUUGGCUUGAAGUAUGUCCAGAUGGAAAACUGGAGAAUUAUACAUAUAUCACAAUUUCCAAUGAGACAUUCUUAUUAUUGAAAAGUGCUAUUAAAAUUAUACAGUCGAUUAUUGAAUACAUUGAAUACAUGAAUACAUUGGAUCAUGAUGAUUAUGAUGCCAAGCAUACGAAGUAUUGGUUUAUCCAUAAAUUUCAUCAAUUAUAUAUGAAGAAUUUUCUGUCGAAAUUUCCAUACAAUAAAGUGAGAGAAUCUACUAACAAACCCAGAAAAUGUCAAGAAGAUUAUUCUGGAAUGGAAUUCAACGAUAAUAUUUUAGAAGAGAACUUGGGGAUUUGCCAAAUUCAUGUAUGGUUUACAUCCAUAACUAGUCAAAAGAAAUUUUCUAAAUCUAUUGAAGACCAUUGUUUAUCCGUUAUUAAAUAUUUAAAUGAUACAAUUGAAAACUGGUGCAUCAAUGACAGAGUUGUGUUAUCGCAAUUGACUAAGCUGCUGAGAACUUUAUUUCUAUCAGCAAGUUCAACUUGGCAUGCAAAUGGUAUCGACUUAAGCCAUACUUUGCAACUGAUUAUAAGAGCGUCCUUUCAUUUACCUCAAAAUGAAUUACAAUCAGAUUUAUCUCUGAUUAUUGGUAACAUUAUAUUGGAAUGCAAUUUAAGUGAAUUACGCAGAGAAGAGACAUUCAAAAAGUAUAUUGUAAGCUUACCAGAUUUGCUGCUAAAGCCAAGCAUAGAUGAAGCCACUAUUUGUAUGAUCAGUCAAAUAGCCUUACGCUUUAAACAAUGGAUUUGGAAUGAACUGAUGAUAAAACAAGAGGCUAUUAUAGAGAAUGCUAAGAAAAUCGAAAUUAUAGGCACACAGGAUGAUAAAAUAUCAAGACUUGCGAUUUGCAAUCUAUUUUAUGUUAUGGAUGCACAAAUUUAUUAUUAAAUAUAUACAGUCAAUUAGUUAAAAUUGUACAUAUUUUCUCAUUUCUUUUCUUUUAAUAUUAAACUAGUUUUCUCUAAAUCAUAAGACAUUGCACAAGUUGAUGUGUACAUACUGCUAUAUUUUUCUUUAUUUUGAAAUAAAGUAUAUAAACACAUCUACGCGUAUAAGUUAACAUUUAAUUUGAGCAUAUCGUACUAGUAAAAUAAAAAAGGUACGAAAAGAGGAGAUAAUCUUCAGUAAAAGUGAAGUUGAAGUUAGGGCACUCACUUCCGAUAAUCUUGUAUGUUAUAUAUAUAUUGUUAAAGACACCCUCCUGGAUAAUUAACAGGUUUUAGCCGUUGCUCAUUGUUUAUUACAAAAUUAUUAACAACAAAAGUUUCAUAAAUAGAGCCUAUUUUUCCAACAUA
Molecule: messenger RNA, 2605 nt
Organism: Harpegnathos saltator (Jerdon's jumping ant)
Lineage: Eukaryota; Metazoa; Arthropoda; Insecta; Hymenoptera; Formicidae
Product: testis-expressed protein 10
Exons: 6
Coding region: 345-2198 (617 amino acids)
Cellular component (GO): MLL1 complex; nucleus
Source: RefSeq, a predicted model, not a curated record